Molecule: messenger RNA, 3979 nt
Organism: Melanotaenia boesemani (Boeseman's rainbowfish)
Lineage: Eukaryota; Metazoa; Chordata; Actinopteri; Atheriniformes; Melanotaeniidae
Gene: ppp2r5ca
Product: protein phosphatase 2, regulatory subunit B', gamma a
Exons: 16
Coding region: 72-1799 (575 amino acids)
Biological process (GO): signal transduction; protein dephosphorylation
Cellular component (GO): cytosol; nucleus; protein phosphatase type 2A complex
Molecular function (GO): protein phosphatase activator activity
Source: RefSeq, a predicted model, not a curated record
GUGGUAAACCAGGCAUCUGAGAGUGUGUGACCGCAGUUCCACCUGCUGACACGCGGGAUCUUCAUCUCAGGAUGCCUCACAAGAGCAAAAAAGAAAAGGAUUCCUCCAGGUCUGGAAGAUCUAAAAAGUCUGGAGGUAAAAAUGGACCUGCAGAUGACCAGGAUGGCUCUGGUAAGAAAGUGCCUCCUGCUACUCAACUGCUGAGAGUGAAGCAGCCGGGGUCCCACUCAGCCAUGAAAAAGGAAAAGAGGUUCAGCACUUCUUCUUUUCCCCUCAGUGCUAACAGAGAGCUGCAGAAACUACCUGCACUGGCAGAUGUGCCCCCUGCAGAACAGGAGAAGCUCUUCAUCCAGAAGCUGCGACAGUGCUGUGUUCUUUUCGACUUCCUUUCUGACCCACUGAGUGACCUGAAAUGGAAGGAAGUGAAGCGGGCGGCCCUGAGCGAAAUGGUGGAGUACAUCACCCAUAACAGGAAUGUCAUCACAGAACCCAUCUACCCAGAGGUGGUGCACAUGUUUGCUGUGAAUAUGUUCAGGACGUUGCCUCCAUCGUCCAACCCAACUGGAGCAGAGUUUGAUCCAGAAGAGGAUGAGCCAACUCUAGAAGCAGCAUGGCCCCACCUGCAGCUCGUCUAUGAAUUUUUCCUUAGGUUUUUAGAAUCACCUGACUUCCAGCCUAACAUAGCGAAGAAAUACAUUGAUCAGAAAUUUGUUAUGCAGCUCCUAGAACUAUUUGACAGCGAAGAUCCCAGAGAGAGAGACUUCCUGAAAACGACUCUCCACAGGAUCUAUGGAAAGUUUCUGGGGCUGAGAGCGUACAUCAGAAAACAGAUCAAUAACAUUUUCUAUAGGUUUAUCUAUGAGACUGAGCACCAUAAUGGUAUAGCUGAACUACUGGAAAUACUUGGAAGCAUAAUCAACGGAUUUGCCUUACCACUAAAAGAGGAGCACAAGAUUUUCCUGUUGAAGGUUUUAUUGCCCCUGCACAAAGUUAAAUCACUCAGUGUCUACCAUCCACAGCUGGCCUACUGUGUUGUGCAGUUUUUGGAAAAAGACAGCACUCUAACUGAGCCGGUGGUAAUGGCUCUUCUAAAGUACUGGCCAAAGACUCACAGUCCCAAGGAGGUGAUGUUCCUCAACGAGCUGGAGGAGAUCUUGGAUGUCAUAGAGCCCUCUGAGUUUGUGAAAGUGCAGGAGCCUCUCUUCAGACAGCUGGCCAAGUGUGUGUCCAGCCCACACUUUCAGGUAGCGGAGAGAGCUCUGUACUACUGGAACAACGAAUACAUCAUGAGUCUCAUCAGCGACAACGCAGCGAAGAUUCUGCCGAUUAUGUUUCCCGCUCUGUACCGCAAUUCAAAGACGCACUGGAACAAGACCAUCCAUGGCCUCAUCUACAACGCUCUAAAGCUUUUUAUGGAGAUGAAUCAAAAGCUCUUUGAUGAUUGCACACAGCAGUUCAGGGCUGAGAAAAACAAAGAGAAGGCGAAGUCGAAAGAACGUGAAGAGGCUUGGAUCAAGAUCGAGAACCUCGCCAAAUCCAACCCACAGUUCUAUAUAUAUGUUGAUUCCUCUGACCUCAAUAGUCCUGUAGCAAUGGAGACGGAUGUCCCUUUGAUAGAAGAUGUUCAGAGGUUAAAAAAGACAGUUGAGGAGGGCGCAACUCAGUUGCAGCAUGAACAGCGAAAAGAGCGGCCCAUGGUGCGACGUAAAUCUGAGCUGCCUCAGGAUAUCUACACCACAAAAGCCUUGGAGUCCCACCGCAGAGCUGAAGAAAUGUUGACCACCCACGACGGACUCUAGGUCCUUUCAAAUGCCCCUUCUACCCUCGACAGCCAUGGACAUCUUCUUUGCCCGGGUGCCAGAAUUACACAGGCGAACUGUGCUGGGCUUUCCAUCCCUCUCCCCACCAUCAGUUUUCCGUCAAAUCCUUAGUUCUAAUUCAUUCCUGCUGCCUCAGUGCAGAAACCAUGUACCCACCUCCCUCAGUUUUCUGCUUUUCUCAGGUUUUCUUUUCUUUGACGAUGAGUGGGGGUUUAUAUGUGAGACUAUUAGCCUUUUUGGCAUACAAUAUAGUUUCUUGUCCUUCUCCAUGUUGUUUCACCUCCUUUUCUCCUACCAUCACUCCAUGCACUCACUGUAGUUGUAGAACCUGGGAGUACAGAUGACACAGGUUCUUAUUUCCUUCGUUCAAGCCUGUUCACAGUGGAUCAGACACGAAAAAGGAACUGCUUGACUCUAAGGAUCGUCUCUUGGUUUCGUCUCUGUUUUCUUCUCGUAAAGGGAGCAAAAACAGACCCUAUUAUUCAGAUGAAAGACAAGACUUUCAUGCCAUUUUUUUUAAUAUAUGUAUUGCUCUAACAGACAUCUUGUCAGUGCCAAGACUUGUGUUCAUGUAUGAUUUAUGAUUUUAUCUGUCACUCUAACAAGGACACCUGCCUUUGUUUCUAGUCAUUGUUAUUUGUCUUUUUUUUUUUUUUUUUUUUUCCCCCAGCACACUUUAGACCAAACUGGGCUCUGUCCUUAGCCUUGCAACGUCCAGGAAAGAUGGCGAGGAAAGGGGAAGUUGUCCUUUUGGACAUCUUUAUACUUUCCAUUUUAUUGUUUUUGUGCCAUAUGACGCUUUUUUUAUAUGCUUGCUUCCUUAUGUUCACUGGCAAUAUUUGAAAAACAGACCAUAGCAAUGCCUAGACAGUUCAAACAAUGGUACUUGCUAAGUUUAUGAUGAACCUGAAUAAAGACUAAGUGUAUUUGCUACCUGUAUUGUAGCAUAUAUAUAUAAUAUAUAAAAUAUAUAUAAAAAACUCCUACACUAAGUUGGGGCCUUUGCUGAUUAGUAAUGAGUAUGAUAUAUAUAUAUAUAUAUAUAUUGGUGAUGUGAGCUAUAAAUUCCCAGGAUUUUAAAAUAAUAAAGUUUAUAAGAUCAGUAGCUGUUCAGACUCAUUAAAUGACUCACUAGAAGAGCUAUCAAAGCUUAAUUUCCUCAACGUGUUUAAGUGUAGCAUGUUUGUGUUGCUACAAUCCUUAUUUUAGUGUGUGGGUUUUACAAAUGGGAUCCCUCUCAGUAAGGAUGAUGUUUAAGGUUGGAAACUUUCCCAGUCAGUACCAUUGUUUAAACUAAGGAGCUCUGCUAGAACAAAUAUGUGUUGUAUCUCUUUAUUGUCUCUGGAGGUAAGUAGUGUGGAUGUCCCCCUCUCUCUCUCUUUCUUUUUUUUCUCUGGCUGUUCAUUCCAGUUUAGAAACUGACUGCUAUGACACGGCCACAAAAGAAAUGCCAGAUGCUGAAAAUAAACUGACAUUGUGACUUGGCUUGUUAACUGUAUUAAUACUGUAUUUGCUUGAAUGCAAAAAGUUGUAAAUUAAAACUACCAUGUUAAACAUGUACCUUUUUACCCCUGGAGGAAUGCCAUUCACCAAACUGAUUUCUGUUGUUGCAGUCAUAAAACUGUCCUGCUUGCUGGGAGAGAUGUGGUAUUUAAUUUUAAAUAAGUCUGAUAUAUUGGAGGUUUCUUUUUAGUCCUGAAAAAAAGUCAUCCAUGAAAACAAAAGAUGAUUUAGAAAUUAUUUGGUGGCUUGUUCUCUUUCUGCAGGUCUUUUGAUUUUAACACAUUAUUUCCAAAACAUGUUAACUUAAAGUGUCCUUUUGUAUUUGACCUGUACUAUAUGAUUCAUUUAAUAUUGUAUAUAUGAUUUACCUUGUUUCAUGUAGUGUUAUAUAUCUAGAUUAAUUUUGUACAAAUUGUCCCUCUGUACAGAAUAAAACAUCAAUAGCAAGUAAAAGAAGUCAGUCUGGCACAUACCGUCUUAUUUUCCUGUUUUGGCUGUAAUUAUGAGAAUUUAGAAUAAGAUUUUAUUUUUAUUAAAAUCUGAAAAGUUUCUUCCCCUCCCUUUUUAAAUGACAACUGUUUGUCCAUUGUGUGCUCCUAUCACUGUCAUAGUGAUGUAAACCUAUAUCAAAUGAAUAAAGAGAUCAUUUGACUAUA